CUGAAAGCGCGUGAAUUGAAACCAUCAGUGUAGCUCGUUCCCUCCUAAGUUCCAUAAUCGUAUAACGAUCGGUUUUAACGGUAACAAACGGUAGGUCAACGAAAACGAAAGUUAUGAAAUCCAAGCGUAUUGUGAUUAUCGGUGCAGGCGCAGCUGGCAUAGCUGCAGCUACACGCCUCUUGGAGUCCGGCUUCGAAAAUGUUCUGCUGCUUGAGGCUGAGAAUCGUUUUGGUGGGCGCAUACACACCGUGCCCUUUGCGGACAAUGUCGUGGAUUUGGGCGCACAGUGGUGUCACGGCGAGCAGGGCAAUGCAAUCUACGAGCUAACGCGCGAUUUGGAUAUGCUGCAGCCCACGGAUGAAAUUGAAGGAGGCUUCGAGUGCAUACGCUCCAAUAAAGAAGUGGUCGCCCAUGCUGUGAUCGAUAGACUCAGAGCAGUUAUCCCCAAUUUAGAGCCAGCACAACAAGUGGGCUUGAAAUAUUAUGAGGGUUCACUAGGCGCGUACGUCACGGAUGCAUUUUGGCGCAAUCUGCAGACGAUGCCUGAUAUCGACAGGGUAAUAGCGCGUGAAUUUUUUGAGAACUGCAAGAAAAAGCUAAGUUCAAUGGAUGGUGCCGAUCAUCUGUUCGAGGUAUCCGGUAAGGGUCAACACGAGUAUCGGGAUUGUGAGGGCGAUCUACAUCUAAAUUGGAAAGAUAAAGGUUUUUGCAGCUUUCUGCGUUUCUUAAUGAAAGCGGAUCGGGAAGACGCAUCCGAUCUAGGACUCUUAAAUGAACGUAUACAAUACAACGCGCGCGUUGAACACAUUCAAUGGCAGUCAUCGACAAGCGAAAUCCGCAUACGCCUUUGGAAUGGCGAACUCAUCUUAGCGAAUCAUGUCAUCUGCACCGUUUCGUUGGGUGUUCUCAAGGAGAUCCAUCAUAAGUUAUUCACACCAGCACUGCCACUGGCUAAAUGUCGAGCAAUUGACGGCCUCAAACUGGGUACAGUGAACAAAAUUUACCUCGAAUUCAAAGAACCAUUCGUACCGCUAGAUUGGCCUGGUUUCUCGCUGCUGUGGCGUGAGGAAGAUUUGGCGGAGCUACGUAAUACGGAGUACCAUUGGCUCGAGGGUAUCAUUAACUUUCAUCGCGUUUCGUGUCAACCUCGCCUACUGCAAGGUUGGAUAAUUGGUCAAUAUGCACGACACAUGGAAACUCUACCCGAAACUGAGGUGUUCGACGCUUUACUGUGGCUUUUUAAGAAAUUCUUAAAACCGGAAGUGCCUACACCGAUAAGAUUUCUGCGCACACGCUGGCACAGUAACCCCAAUUUUCGUGGCAGUUAUUCCUUCCGCUCCGUGUAUACUGACGAAGUAAGAACUAGCAGCUCGGACUUGGCGACGCCAAUCCUCGAUGAAAGAGACGGCAAGCCGCUAUUGCAAUUCGCCGGCGAAGCAACGCAUCCACACUUUUAUUCGACGGUUCAUGGUGCGGUAGAGAGCGGUUGGCGAGAGGCGCAACGCUUGAUUGCGCACUAUCUGGAACACAACCCGCUCUUGUGAAAAUAGUUUGAUAGCCCUGAAAGCACGUGCAGGGGCUACCGUAGCGAUAGUUUAGAUGGCGAAUGCGAUAAUUAUUAUGAUUGCUAUUGUAAUCAAUAACCUGAUAAAUAGUUGCUCA
Bactrocera tryoni is the source of this 1662-nucleotide messenger RNA. RefSeq names its product spermine oxidase-like. NCBI's taxonomy places the organism in Eukaryota, Metazoa, Arthropoda, Insecta, Diptera, Tephritidae. The record is from RefSeq and is a predicted model, not a curated record. The transcript has a single exon. Bases 114 to 1544 code for a protein of 476 amino acids. Gene Ontology annotation, molecular function: polyamine oxidase activity.